AAGGCUCAAGAUGGAGGGAAUAGGGCCUUGGUGGCUUGUGCCUUCCUCCCCCAAACAUCACCAAAUGCUCCCGGCGCUUACUUCGAAUACAUCCAUGGAGUUCUGCAACAACAGAAGGGAAAACAAGGCUUCACAGUCCUCAUCCUUCACUGAGAGGAAUAACAGCACAUCUACACAGUGGCGUUUACCUAUUCGCUCGCGCCGCGGCUGCCAUGCAACCUACGUGGGCGCCCGGUUGGCACAGCCCACGUUCACCGGAGCGAUGCCGAAGAGGAAACCCCCGGUCCCUCUCCGGGCGAUAGAGGCGCGCUCCGGCCGGCUCCGGGCGGGCAGCUCUCCCUCCUCAGCGGCGGCGGCGGCGGCGGGAAUGCUCCGCUCUGCGGCCAGCGGCGGGCAGCGUCCAUUGCAGCUCGGCGGGUCCGAGUCCGGAGUCCGAGGGCUCCGGCAGCCAGCGGGGGCACCCGGCCCCCACUCCCCUAAACACCGCUGGCCAGGUGCGUUUAUUUCUCAUCCCGUCCGCUUCCCACAAAUCCACCGUCUGCGGCCGCUGAGCCCCGGCAGCAGCCCGGCCAGCCCACGAGGCACCACCGAUCGCGCUCCCCUCUCUCUCUCUCUCUCUUUUCCAGCUCUUCCCGAGGAGGAAGGAGCACGGCGGGGCCGCUCGUCCCGUAUUUCACCGCCCCGGAGACGCCGCCACCGGAGCGAUUAAAACAAAGCGGAGAACCGCCACUUUCCACACUCUUCGCGCACCGAGUAACGCGGCUGGCUACGGGAGCUCGCCUAGCAGGGACGAAAAACAAAGGGGGGGUAAAGGAGGAGAGCCCACCCUCCACCCCAGCAGCCCCCCGGCUGAUGCCCGCGCCCGGCGCACCCCAGCGCUGCCCGGCGCACCUGACAGCCCGCCGCGCCGCGCUGUAUUUCCCUCCCUUAGCGACAGGGGAGGGGCGCGCCGGCCGCGGCGCCGCCAUUGGCGGAGGGGAGCGGCGCGGCGCCGCCAUUGGCUGCGGCGGCGGCCAAUGGUGCGCGCUGUAUCCGGGAAGCAGGAGGCUGCGGAGCUAUUUAAAUCCUGCCCGGUGAUGUCAGCGCGGGCUCGCGGGGGGGGGCUCGGGCGGCGGGGCGGGCGCGCCUGUCAGCCCGCGUUAGGCACAGCGCAGGGCCCUGAGCGGGAGUGGCCCGGCACCUGCCGAGCCGUCCCCGCCUUACGGGACCCCGCAGCGCCCUCCUCCCCUUCCCCGCGAACUUGUCCCGGUGGCGGUCCUGGAAGAUGCGGGUUAAUUUCGGGGUGUUGGCGAGGGGCGCGCUGGGAGCGCCUGCCAGUUGUGCGAGCGGAGCGCUGAGCCUGCUCUCGCAGAGAAGGCGAAAGGGCAGCUCUCUGCGUUAAAAAUACUUCUGCGGCUGUUCAGGGGGAGAGAUACCUUCACUGUUCUUUAUUUGCACCCAGAGCCUUCCCAUAGGCUCGGUGACGUUGCCCCUCAAUUCAGGGAGGGCAUUGAGUUGCUGGAACGAGUCCAGAGAAGGGCAAUGGAGCUGGUGAAGAGUCUGGAACGCCGGUCUUAUGAGGAACAGCUAAGGGAGCUGGGGAUGUUCAGCCUGGAGAAGAGAAGGCUCACGGGUGACCUUAUCAGUCUCUACAACACCCUGAAAGGAGGUUGUAGCCAGGCGGGGGUCGGUCUCUUCUCCCGGGAAACUAGUGACAGGACAAGAGGACAGUCUUAAACUGUAGCAGGGGAGGUUCAGGUUGGACAACAGGAGGAACUUCUUCACAUAAAGGGUGAUUAGACAUUGGAAUGGACUACCCAGGGAGGUGGUGAAGUCACCGUCCCUGGUGGAAAGGCUGAACGUGGCACUUAGUGCCACGAUCUAGUUGCCAGGGUGGUGUUAGGUCAUAGGUUGGACUCAAGGACCUCAGAGGUCUUUUCCAACCUAAUUGCUUCUGUGAAUUUCAUACUUUGAAGGCACACGACUUGCCUCUUGGUGUCCCAGGGUUGCCUGAGGUUGCCUCAGGGUUUGAUCCUGAAGGACUGCCACAGGUGGGAAAUCCCAAAGUGGUUUAAAGGUGCAUGUUUGGGCCAUGAAGCAGACCAACAGUAGCUAUAGCCACCUGGCUGAUUUUCCUCUUCCAUUUCUGAUUCUAGUCAUGGCAGGUCCUGUUCUGUGGGUCUCAGGGAAGGCUUUUAGAUACUAAAACCUGAUAGAUGCUACUCAUCACAAAUGUUCUGUUUUCUAUUGUCUUCCCAGCACAGCAAUCACAGAUGGAGCUGAAAUGGUGCUAGGUUACAACAGAAGAAGAAGCAGCCAAGAUCAAAAUGCUCUGGUUUGUCUUGGCAGAAAACGUAAAUUGUGCUGCGCUUCAAUAUGCUGUAGACCUGUCUGGAGCUCAUCUGGUAGCCUAAUAAUGGCUGAAAAGUGGGAUUAAACUUGAGUUGUUUGACCUGAGGCAUGUAAUCAUCCUGCCUGCAGUCUAACACCCAGUACCCUGAUGGUUGCACAGUUCUUUCCCUAUCAUGUGACCCAAACAGAUCCAUCACGUGACCAAAAUGCAAGCAUCUUCCUUUACACAAAGGCUAAUGUUUUCUGAACAUCACUACCAUUCAAGAAAGAGGCCAUGGAAUCAUUUUGACCAGUUUGAUUAAAAUAGUCACAGUUCAAAGGUAAACCACAAGGAAGGAAACUGAGAUUACACAGGAAAACACUGGUAUAGCACUCUACUUUUCUCUAUCUUGUAUUUUUCUAGGUUACAAGGAGGAGCAAGAGGAAUGAUCAAAGUUGUGAAACCUUUCCAUCUGAGGAGAUACUAAAUGAAAAGUAAACAGACCAAGAUGUUUCUAUUUGGAGAAAGGGUAUGUGAGAGGAUACUAUGGAAGAAAUCUAUAAAACGGUGAGUGGUGUUAGGGCAGAUAGCGAACAGUCACGUACAGCUUCUCACAAUAAGAGAACUGAAUGGAAGUCUGUACAAUUUUUGUUUGGCAGAUUCAAAACACAAGGAAGUAAUUUUUCCCAUAAUGGAGAACUGAAUGUAGAAUACACAUAGUGUUAUGGUAAUUAAAAUGGGAAUGGGUUAAAAAAGGAAUCAGAGUAAUUUUAGAGACAAGCCUAUUGAAGACUAUUAUGCAGUGGUCUAGAAAGAAAUCUCCAGCUUGGAAUUAUUGGGAGUUACAGGAUAUGCCCUGGAAAGGAUCAAUCUGUAUGUCUGAUGAGCUUUUCAUAAGCACCUACAGUCGGCCACUGUGGGGAAAAGGGAACUGAGCUAUGAAGACCUUUGGUCUGGCCAAGUACAGACUUUUUAAAUUCUACUUUCCCAACAGAGUAAAUGACUUUAUUGAGGGUUCUAAUAUCAACCACAUAAUUUGAGGUUAGCACAGGUAAAGGAUAUUUUAGAUGUUACAUCUAACUCGAUAUUGCUUUGAUUAACAGCUAUGAAAUAUCCAAAGGGCAUUAUUUGGCAUCAUUCAGGUGUCACUGGUCUUAUGCCAUGAAUGCAACAAGGUUAUGUAUGAGACCAGAGCUCUUUCUCCUGGUAAACACCAUGCCAUAUGUUUUUAUCAGGCACUAAUUUGGAGGAGAAUUAAUCUUAAGAAAGUUAUUACGUUAGAGUGUCCUAGUUAUGUCUAAGUAUAGAGCUGGGGGCUUCUUCAAUUAUACAAAUAUUGCUAAACAUUUAAUUUCAGAUUCUCAGUCUGGUGGAUAAUAAAAAAUGACUACCCACCAAACUUGUAGCAUUAAAUGGAGACUUUAUUUUUGGCAGCUCAUUGGAGAGGGAUUAAUAUUACUGGAAUGGCUUUGUUUCUCAGCAAUGCCUCCUUAAGAACAGCUUCCUCUGAACAAAUAUUUCUAUUUUAUUGAGAAAAGGAAAUACAGUAUUAGAAAUCAAUGUUUUUAAAGGGUAAUUUAAAGAAAUCUAAUCUUGGCAGAUGCUGAAAUAUUUUCAAUUUAGAACAAAUAGUAUUUCUGUCAUCCAGUCAGCUUUUUAAAAUUAGACCAUUACUCCUUGAUAAGUUAAUUACAAAACAGAAAGAGACUCAACCAAUCUAAAAAGGUGUUAUUAAUGAAAGUAUAGAGCACAUGUCUAAAAGCUGCUUUUACUGAUUUAUGGGUGAAAUUUUACUUUUCAUAUGAAAAACCUUGUCUCGAAUGUCUUAAAUCAUAGGGAAAAAUGCUCAAUUUUUUACCCUAUCACAACUAAUUUUUUACACUGGUACACUGAUGGACUAUUGUUUUUCUGUGCUACCAUCCAUUAUAAAAACUGACAGCAUCAUAAUUGAAAUUAUUUAAAAUAUGGUGGAUUUAGAUAAUUCUUUACUUCGGUAUAGAUAUGACUACACAAGAAAUGCUGCUACUGGAAAUUGCUAGGAUGAGUUACCAAAACGGAAUUAUUGCUCAGCAGGCCAUACUCCUCUGGGGGUAGGAAAUGAAAAAUACCAUAAAUUCCUUUGAAAUGCGGAAAGAUAGGAGGAAUGGAAGGAACAUUUUUUGUUGUGUCUGAGGCCUGGUCAUCUUUAGGCAAAUCUGUGCGCUCCAGGGCAGAUGCCCAGUAUCACAGACUGCAGAAGUUUCACGCUGCACAGACACUUAGGCUCCAUGCAGACAUGAGAAGCAUGGAGUAGGUUGCAACUAUGAGUUGAAAUGUCUCCAGGUCCACCAGCUGAAUCCUGGUCUCAUUAAAAUCCCUGGUAAGUCUUUCAGAUCAGUGGAGUCACAAUUUCACCCCAAGGAUUUUGGGUAAAAACAAGUAAAACUCACAAAAAAAAUUACUGUGGAUGAUUAGCUUCAUAAUAUCUGCCCAUGGAUGUCUCUGCUGCAUGGCUGCAUUUUGUGCUUCUUGCAGUAAGAACCUGCCAAGGUGCCCAGUGGAAAUCCUUCCUGGUUAGUGCUGGGGUCUGAGCCAAAGCCGUGUCCGGUAUCAGUCAAGCAAUUUAACAAUAUGAAUAGUGGCAAGCUAAACCCCAAACUAAAUGCCCUGCCUCUGAGUAGUUUACCAGUAUAGAAACUGAGCCACAGAGGCAGCUGGUUUGGCAAUCUCUUUGGGAAACUGUCACUUAGCGGUGUGUGAUGACUGGUAAACCCACUUCAACUAAAAUCCUAUUUAGCCUCAAACAACAGGAAUAAAAUAUAAUGGAAGACGAAAAGGUUUUAAAUCGUACUAAAAGUAUCAACAUACAUCUUUCUUACAACAAAUGUUCCUGUCCUAAAGUGCACAGGCAGAUUUAGCCUUUCCAGAUACUGUACAAUUCCAUAGAAUUUCACAGAACUGGUCAGUCAACCGCAGAAAAAGCCUGGCCAACUGCAGAAAAAUGGCAGAGAUAACAAAUCUGGUUAUGGGAGAUGUUGUUUCUAUGAAACUGUAGAAUAUCUGAAAAGGCUAAAUCUACUUGUUCACUUUUUGGGGUAAGAAAAUAUAUAUUACAUUAUAAAUAUAUUGAACAGUACUGGCCCUAGAAUUGAAACUGGAGGAGCACUACUGGUGAUUGGUUGCCAGCCAGGUGUAGCCCCAUUAACUGCAACCCUUAAACUGUUGGACACCAGGUAAAAUCAUAAGAAAUUUAAAGGAAAAAUGUUUGCAGGAGAUUUCUAUACUUCAAAUACAGAAAAAAAAAGCAUGGGAUAGAGCAACCCCCUCCAGCUUUCAGUAUAUACUGUCCAGUGGUAAAUCUAAGAACCUAGAACUUUUGAAAAACAGGUAAUUUUUUAAUUAUGUGUGAAUUCUCCUUUAUACAAGGCCAUAUUACUCCUCACAUCAAUACUAUCUCAGAGAUAACAACCGCCUAUAAAUUGCAAUAUUGCUCACCUUCCUAAAUGUGGAGGAAAAUUUAGGCAGACACUAGGCUUUGGCUGUACGCCUCCACCCCCUCCUUUUCAUGAACAGCAAUACAGGUACCACUGAAAAGUUUGUAACUUUAUACUGUUACAUGAGAAUAACCCAGGGACACAAUUAUCUCCAUUAUCAGAAAGUAUACAAGUGCAGCGUCCAGCAUCAUCUCAGAUGCUUAGCCACAUCUCAGAGGACACUGUAAUAGGAGAGCUAAGUUUGACCAGUCUGACCAUUUCUUUAAAAGUUGUAUAGCAGGUGAUAUCUUUUAGUAUGUAUACCUGCAAUUAUGAAGGUAAUUAAGUGGCACAUUCCAGGGGAGCCCAAGGAGCACCUUAAAUUAAAUCCCUGAGCCUCACAAUGUUAUUGUAAUUAGCUGUCUGUCUUAGUAGGGUUUUUUUGUUUAUUGCAUCUACCCUGUGUGCUAGGGAUGAAAAAACAUAAUUUGACACAAAAUAUUUUAAAUGGUUUAUUACUGAGAUGAAGGCUUAUUUUCAUUUUUCCCAGACCACAUGUUCUUUCUUUCCUUUGCUUUUAAUUAAAAUUUUCACAGUAGUGAGAAUGUUUAAAACUUGAGAAGAUAUUUUUUUGUUUAUUGCUUGCAAAAGAAAGUAAUGAUGUUUGCCCCUUCUAUUUAGAGGGAAAACCUGUCUGGUGAUGUUUGUUUUAUCUUCACCUUACAAAGUAACAUAGUUUAAAUACCCUUAAGGACAGGCAUGUUAGCUCUGCAGUUUUGAUCUGGGAUCGUUCCAGGUUAGACCAUUUUCCAAACACCACUAAUUACCACUGUGGAACAGUUUGUAUUUUGAUAUAAAUGAACUCCCUUUCUUUAAGUGUGAACUUCUAAUUUCUCCAGUGGAAAAAAGAAAGUCAGAAGUUCUAAAUGAAAAAUAAAUAUAAGCUGCAUUGAAAAUUUGACUAAUUAUUUAUUAGUUCACAUUAACAUGCAUUAGGGAAGUUACUGGGAGCAUGGCAGCAGCAUUCUGAGCCCAGGUUCCAGUUCUGUCCCUUGCCUUGUGGCUUUUCAGCAGCAGUUUCUUGCUUCAUGGUGGAGCAAUGUGCAAGGUCAAGUGGGACUGCAUUUGACUCUGUAUUUAUCAUAGUUAUUAAUGUAGCAGCUCAAAAGGUCAAGUGACUUGCAUGAAAUUCUCAGUUUUUAUUUGAGGAAAAAUGUCUCUGGCUUUGUGCUUCUGGAGAAAAGAUGAAAAUGUAAAUGUACAAAGGCUUAAGAAGUGAAAGGAUACUUAAAAGUCAUUAAAAGACACAAUAAACAUGAAGAAUCUUUGAUCUGAUGUUAUGAUCUGGGGGAUGAAUUCAUGAUUUUUGAAUCAGGGAUGGGAAAGAUGAGGAUGGACAAUAGAAAAAGAGGUGGAGCAAUCUUCCAAAAUACAGAUUAUUUAAACAGCUGUUGUCACAUGUUUAAAACUUGUGAAGAUAUUUUAUUGUCUGUUGCUUGCAAAAUAAAAUUAUGAAGAAUC
Molecule: messenger RNA, 7284 nt
Organism: Pipra filicauda (Wire-tailed manakin)
Lineage: Eukaryota; Metazoa; Chordata; Aves; Passeriformes; Pipridae
Exons: 3
Coding region: 11-709 (232 amino acids)
Source: RefSeq, a predicted model, not a curated record